This is a messenger RNA of Penicillium argentinense, 1608 nucleotides long. RefSeq lists its product as uncharacterized. NCBI's taxonomy places the organism in Eukaryota, Fungi, Ascomycota, Eurotiomycetes, Eurotiales, Aspergillaceae. The transcript is spliced from 2 exons. Bases 1 to 1608 code for a protein of 535 amino acids. The record is from RefSeq and is a predicted model, not a curated record.
AUGCCGCCCAACGCAGUCCACGAGACAUGUCCUCCUUCUAAGCGGCAGAAGACGAACCACAUACCCUAUUCGACGCAUCUGUCGAUCGAAAAUACAGACAGAGAUUUUGAUCGCCGUCCUGAAUCUGGGAGGCGCGAAUGGAAGCACCGCCUCAUUCCUAAAACAAACUCGACCGAAUGGGGCGCUGGCCAGAAUGCCUCCGACCGGGCCGGGUUGGUCAGCGAGACAAAUGAGUACAACGAGCGUCUACUCCGCACAUACCACCGAUCGCUGUCGAAAUCCGAUGUGGUCCUGUUGGUCUCCUCACCAUUCGGCGAUCGCUUUUGGUCAGUGUCGCGAGACGCCGCCGAUAUCAAAGUCGGUGGGCUUUUCAUCCAUAUAACGCCUCUCGGGUACUAUCCGACAACCCAGCUCCUCAAAGCACCUAGAACUUUCUUUCCUCAGUUGACCAUCGAUGGAUACAUAAAUCCGCGGAAAUUCCUAACCGACGCCGACUUGCAUUCAUUACAAGCGCUCUUCCCUGAGUCAGUCGGUGCACGUAUCUUCAUCUCUGGCUUUCUUUGCAUCUUGUUUCCCACUGUUACGACACUGAAAAGAGCCAACUGUCUCGAAUUUCCACCAGAAAUCGGGGGCCUUCCAGUUUUGCUAGAUAUCGCAGAUUUUACACUGACGGCUCAAGAUGUUGAAUCAGGCGCAGCCCUUGCCGACGAAGAAGCUAAAUCAACCGCAUGUCUUGGCCUGAAAAUCCGCUUGCCCGAUGGAACCACCGCUCUCACCACGGUUACCCACGCCUUCAUUCCCAAUCCUUCAAGAUGCAAGUUUAACCUACGUAUUGCUGAUUGGAUAACCCGCGCAAUAAAUGCUCUCUCCCAAUUUAGAAACCCACUUCUGGGACAUGAAGCUCCCGCUUUCGGUAAAACACAUCAAAGCCGUACGGAUGACAUAAUUGGCAAAGAGCUUCGACUUUUCACCACGAACGCAGCGAUUGGGAAGAUCACCCGCUGUUAUGACAACCCGAGCCGCAUACUCCCAUAUCCAUCAGGAUACCAUCACGACCUUUCCUUGAUCCAGGGGAACGCCUUACCGGAUGUGAUGACCCCCCCUGGUUAUCCUCCGAUAUCCGAAUGGGCUCCCCACAGUGAAGUCCUCGCUGGAGCACCCCUCUACGCCACAGCGAUGAAUGCAAAAACUCAAAGAUGGAGGGUCAUAGAAGGUGAAAAGGUACCCUCAGUUGUUGAGAAUGCGGUGCUACUGGGGUCGCAAUACUUCUGGGAACGAGAGGCAUACCGAGCAGACGUUUCACUGUUAUGGAGAACGGUUGAUCAUGUUGACAGUGCCUCUGGAUACUCGGGUUCUGUUCUUUGCACCGGUGUACCCGGUGGCAGUGGCCAAGGAAAAGCUGCUCUAUUCCAGAAUUUCGAGGCAGGCCUUCGGGUCUGGAACAAUCCCCCGAUGUUCGCGAACAUAAAGGGAGGAUUUUUACUCCCUACAGAAAUCCGGAAUUCGGUCAUCGUGGCCCGUGACCCUCAACCGCAACCUCAAUACAACACUUUGCCCCAGCACAGCAGACUCUGGACUCAUGGACGCCGAAGUCUUUCAGGUCCCUAA